This is a messenger RNA of Symbiodinium sp. CCMP2592, 309 nucleotides long. The record is from the annotation of a GenBank genome assembly. NCBI's taxonomy places the organism in Eukaryota, Dinophyceae, Suessiales, Symbiodiniaceae.
AUGGCCCGCCUUGCCACUGUAUUGCUCGCAUGCGCAUUCCUGUUGUCGAGCGCGAUACGCUCCGAUUCUGCAAGCCAGGAGACUGCGGCAAACAAGACGGAUAAGAGCACACCGAUGAUGAUUAUUCACUGCUGCUAUGGCGGGAGUGUUGUGUCGGCCGGCAAAGUGUGCAAAGUCGUGAACGAGUUCAUGGAAGGAGACUGGUGCAAAGACUACGACGAUCCAGGCAAUGGGCGCCCUCUCCGUUUCGACUGGACCGGUGGCUGCGAGCAUGCUCAUGAUUGUCCCGAGCUGUCGUCGUCGAAGUAG